UAAUUCAAAUUAUACCGUAGAAAGUGUGACCAUGUUUCUACGAGGAGAAAAAGCCAUGGCAUUUUUUUGUAAACACGAUGCGAAUGUGAAUGCGAAGAAAGUGGCACUUAUAAAAUCUUCAGCUGGGAAAAAUUUCUGCAAAUGGCUUCAAAAAAGAUUAGAUGGACGCCGGACUCAAUUAGUAUGCUAAUUGAUGCAUAUGAGCAGCACCCAAAUCUGUACGACUCCACAAGCGAUCUUUAUCACAAAAAACGCUGCCGCACCGCGUCACUAAAUGCAAUUUUGAAAAUUAUGCGACAAGUGUAUGAUGAUAUAAAUGUUACAGAGAUAAAGAGGAAAAUAGCUACGCUGCGAAGCCAAUAUCUGUUACACUUGAAAAAGGAGGCGAGUAACAGCAGAAGUAGCAUGGGGUAUGAAGAAAGGGGGCGCAUUUCAUGGAUCAACAAUUUAGAGUUUCUGCAGCCAUUCUUAAAAACAAUUGACAUUAAUGCCUCGAACCGGAGCGCUCUCGCUGACUCUGACUCGCAAGAUAUUUAUGAUGAAGAGAUCCAAAUUAAAACAUCCAACAGCUCUAUCGCCUCUGUCGAAGAGCCCGAUCCGUCAGUAGAGAACAUUGUAUACAGGACCGUGAAUGAAAGACAAGGCUCCAUCAGAAACAAGCGGAAAUUUGACCACAACGUGGAUCCCUUUGUGGAGAUUGAAAAGGAUAUGGGUCGCAUCGACGAGAUUGCUCCGUCAGCAGAGAGUACGAUGUAUACGCGUUCGAGCGAGAGGCUGGGCUCUAUUAGAAACAAACGCAAGUUUCACCACGACAUCGAUCCCUUUGGGGAGCUUGAAAAGGAUAUGGUUCGCACCGACAGUGCUCCGCCAGCAGAGAGCAUGCACAAGACUGCGAAAUUAACAAUUAAUCAACAAACAAUCGGAAAUAAGCCGAAAUUUGACCACGACGUUGAUUCCUUUGGGGAGCUUGUAAAGGCGGAGAUGGCUCGCAUUGACGAUCCCAAACUGCGCAUGGAAGUACGCAUAGAGAUACUCCAAUUAUUAUAUAAAUAUUAUAAUUGA
This is a messenger RNA of Drosophila busckii, 1062 nucleotides long. RefSeq lists its product as uncharacterized. The coding region runs from base 142 to 1062 and encodes 306 amino acids. The transcript has 3 exons. NCBI's taxonomy places the organism in Eukaryota, Metazoa, Arthropoda, Insecta, Diptera, Drosophilidae. The record is from RefSeq and is a predicted model, not a curated record.